AUGUCCAUUAUGUCAGCGAAAAGACAUGAGGAGAAUGGAGUUCAUCUCGUAACUAGAAGAGGAAGUAUAGCUCUCACUUUCCAGGCAAAUUUAGCGGCUAUUGGAUCGUCUGUAGAUUCACUCCAGGUUGUCGGCUCCGCAAGAAGACGAUUGAGCAACGUCGGUGGGGCUGUUUCGAGGAGAAUAUCACACACUAUUGGAUGGAGAUCUGUAUCUGCUUCACUCGAACUUAUUGUCGCGCAGGGCUCUUCAUUAUGUGGCCAGUACAUAAGAAAUCGCCUCAAGCGUUCGGGAAUAUUCCAACGAAAGCUCGGACUAAAGCGAGUGACUGCACUGUCUGCCGCUUGCUCUACCAUAAUCACUGAAGUCUAUCCCGAAUUAAUCGCAAUCGGAGUUGAGCUUGAGAAAAUGCAUCCCCAUCUAUUCACAAGGAUAGCUAGACAAGUGGGCUGUGGGGGUUUUUCUUGCGAGCAAACUGCCAUUGAGGCUCUGCACGAUGUUGCGAGGGAAAUUCUGAGAUACGGAGAAAUGACUUGGAGUAAAAUAAUAGCACUGUAUGCAGUAGCCGGCGCUAUCGCUGUUGAUUGUGUUCGACAAGAUCGACCGCAGUUCAUUGCUUCGAUUCAAAGGGCCAUGACCGAGAUCCUCGAAGAGGAUUUGGCCAGUUGGAUUCACGCCAAUGGUGGCUGGGGCACAUUAGCAACGAAAUAUCGGCCCCCAACUGAGAAGCAAACAUGGCAAGAACGUAACUUUGUGAUUCUUUUAGUGAUUUGUACUUUAUUCGUGGGACUCAUUGCAAUUAUUUUAAGGUUCCUAAUAAGUUGAUGGACUGUGAACAAUAGAUUUUAUAGUAUAAUACAAUUGACAGUGGUAACACAACACAUUUAUUGAUGUAACAAAUUGAAAAAUUAUCUCAUUAUCUCAUUGGGAUUGCAUCAUCGAUAAAAAACUCACCAUACUCCAUAUAAUUUUCGGCAGUGCGCUGCCUUGAAUGAUUGAGAUGGAUAAGAAUAUUUACAAUAAUGAGAAUCUAUUUUUUCCAAACUUCCUCUCUCUAGAAAACUGUGGUUUCGUCUAUCAAUUCAUCCAUUUCCAAUUGCUCCUUUUCUUUCUUCAUCACUUCCGGCGACUGAAAAAAAACAUUGUUACCAAUUCACUCAUAAUCAAACAUUUUUUUAUUUAUAAAAAUAUUGUAGGGAAAUAUUCAGCUCUUUAAAAGACUUUUGAUUGUAUAAUUAAUUUUUAGAAAAUUCGCGCCUGGUCGUACCUCACUUAUGAUUAAAAAUAAAAUUGGAUUAUCAGAAUAAAAAAAAGAAUCAAAACAUAA
Messenger RNA from Diachasmimorpha longicaudata, 1327 nucleotides. RefSeq names its product bcl-2-related ovarian killer protein homolog B-like. Gene Ontology annotation, biological process: intrinsic apoptotic signaling pathway in response to DNA damage; regulation of apoptotic process; extrinsic apoptotic signaling pathway in absence of ligand. NCBI's taxonomy places the organism in Eukaryota, Metazoa, Arthropoda, Insecta, Hymenoptera, Braconidae. The transcript is spliced from 3 exons. The record is from RefSeq and is a predicted model, not a curated record. The coding region runs from base 1 to 825 and encodes 274 amino acids. Gene Ontology annotation, molecular function: protein homodimerization activity; protein heterodimerization activity. Gene Ontology annotation, cellular component: mitochondrial outer membrane.